AUGACAAAUCAUAGUCCAAUCACCAUUACCACUGUUUUUUUUUAUAGCUUUAAUAGUGAGGAUGAAUCAUUUACUGAAAAAAGAAAAAGAUUGUUAUCUUCAUUGUCAUUGUCACCAUCAUCAUCACAAUCUUUUGGUUUAGAUCUUUUUAAAGAAGCUGAAGGCAAUGAAAAUAACAAUGAUAGGGAAAGACGAUCUGUUGAAGGUCUAAACGAGUGGAAGUCAAAAUUUUUAAAUAUAGAAAAUGAAGAUGCAAAGCUUGCAAUUAAAUUAAUUUCAUUUUAUCAAAAGGCACUUAAUAAAUUAGUCAAUCUUUUUCAAACGUCAACAAGGGAAAGAGAUAUUUUAAUUAACAUUGUUGCACCAUUGCUGAACUAUACAAACUUAACAAACGAUUAUCAAAAAUUUGAUUGUAUUGCUGAAAUAAGGAAUUUUGGGCUCGAACUACUGUUGCUUGAGGCUGGUGAUGACAAGACUGACAUUUAUGGUAGAAAAUAUCACAAUGACCACUCACAAUUAAAAAUAGCAUUAAAGGAUUGCUUAGAUAUGUUUAUGGAAUGGUUACAUCUGUCUACAGCAGAAAUAUCUGAAAUUUGCACACUUGGAUUGCAAAUUAUUGAUACAAAAUGGAUCAUCUAUUCAAUGACCUAUGAUCCUUUAUCCAAAUACUAUUUUUUUCACCAACUAUGUUCUUUUCACUUUCCGACAUCAUUCUCUGAUUUGGAAUUUUUUCUGCCAUAUCUUAUAGAAAAUUUAUUGUCACUUCGGCACACUAUGUUAAAUAUGGUGAACAAAACCAAAGAAGUUACGAUUGCUGCAAGAACAACUACGCCAUCACCUCAAUCAUCACCGUUACAUGAGACACCUGAAACUCCUCCACAAAUAAAAUGA
This is a messenger RNA of Entrophospora sp. SA101, 891 nucleotides long. Lineage: Eukaryota; Fungi; Glomeromycota; Glomeromycetes; Entrophosporales; Entrophosporaceae. The record is from the annotation of a GenBank genome assembly.